This is a messenger RNA of Seminavis robusta, 6556 nucleotides long. The record is from the annotation of a GenBank genome assembly. NCBI's taxonomy places the organism in Eukaryota, Bacillariophyta, Bacillariophyceae, Naviculales, Naviculaceae.
GCAACACCGAAACACCAACCGCAGCAAGGAGAAGGACCGUCACAACAACCCUUCUCUUCGAUUGCAAUCUCCCAGAGACAACAGACCAGAGACGAUACUAGAACAUUGGACAAUCAUCAGAGCCUCCACUUGCAAUAGACUACUCGAGUAGAUAGCUAGAGAGAGAGAAGACAGAGAGAGAGAGAAGCAGAAACAAGUGAUUGAAUUCCUCAAUUCUCGACUGAGCUGACUGUGCAAAGAAGCAAGAAAGCCCCGAGUGGUCCACUAGGCUGUGUUUGAGGAAGUGUUAGAAUGAGAGCUGUGGAUCUGUGCUAGGUACAGUACUGCACAGACAACAACAAAAGACAACAAUUUACUCAAGCUACUGAUACUAGCUAGCUCGUAGUAGAAACGCCAAAAGAUGCCGCCAAGCCCGUCGUGGCCUCCUGGCACGUAUGUGUGCUACCAGACAUGUGUCAAGCCGCAGUAUUCGCUACGACGUCAACUGCUCCUCAGUUUUGGUGCCACGGGAGUGAUCACGACGUCCUUGGUGAUUUUGAUGGCCUGUUUGUGCGUGCUUUCCACGGGACGAGUGGUACAAGAAAAUGCGCGCGCUUUCAUCAGUCGAGAAGUCAUUUCCAGUAUUUCCAAUUCUUCCCAAUAUGCUGCCGAGAGUUUCUCUCAAGAACUCGAUCACUUGCGAGGCACCGUUUCUCUUAUUGUGGAAAUUGUACGAGACAGAAUUGUGGGAUAUCCCAACGAUGGAUGGGAAAACGAUACGCACGUUCCAUUUCGAAAUUUACAAGGACAGCAAAAGUACCCUCUCAAAUCACCACUCUUACCAAGAGAUUGGAUGGUCACUCCCAAUAUCCACUGGAACAAUUACCAAGAGCAUGUGCAGGAACUAUUUGAUCUUCUCCAGAAACAACACAUGGCUCCUUCCCAUGGAAAACCCAUGCUCAGCACUGAAUCCGCUGCCUUUGUCUUUCCAGGAAACUGUGAUCCCACUGUCACUGACACCAACCAUCCGGCCUACUAUCCCAAUUGUACACAAGCCAACAACAAUGCACAGACAGGAGGCGUCGUCAAACCCACUCGUACAUUGAAAGGACUCGAACAACCUGCCGCCGAUAUCGGUGUCCUCCUCAAACCCAUUUGGGAAUCGAGGCCCGAUCUCAUGAUGGUUUCCGUUCAUUUUGUCAAUGAAGGAGCCGGGGCCAUGGUCCAGUUCCCUUCCUUUGCACAUGCCAAGAACGAUCAGGCAUACCAGUCCAUUGGUUGCGAUUGGCUCCACGAAAAUAAAAAUCCUCUUACGGGACGACCCUUUCUCACGCAAAAUCAAACCGCCCGCAAUUGUCAUCCCAAAGGAACGUGGGUAUCGUCUCGCGAAUUCAAUGCCAUGGAAACGCCCUUUUGUCGCGAUCAGGCAUUGCAUCCUCACGUGACACGAUUCUUUGGACCCGUCGUGGAUGACUUUUUCACCAAGGGGGCCUUUUCCAUCGAUCCAGAAGAAGACGACGACCUCUUUUUUUGGGUCAUGCACAUUGGACGGGCCAUUUUCGAUCGGUAUUCGGGAGAAUUUAUAGGGUGUGUGGCCGUCCAUGUAUUGAUCAAUCGAUGGACCGAACUCAUUGUCGAUACGUUGGCCGUACAAAACUACUCGAGUGGUGCGUUGGUGAAUAUGAAGGACGGCAUUGUGGUGGCGGGAGGAGAUUGGUCCUGGUACGAAUCCCGCACACCCGUGCAUGUCACGGACGUGAAGGAUGUCAUUGGGACACCGCAGUUUUACGAAGACUUGAAAGCGGGGAUUGAACGCAGUCGUCGCGAGCAUGCAAACAAGAAGAAAAAGCACAAGAAGAAGGAUGGCGAGAAAAAGGGGGCACCCAAGGAAAUUAUCGCCACGGCUGUGGUUGAAUGUACGUCCGGACGCGUCAUGUCGGCAUCGGCGUUGCCGGGGACCGACUUUAUCUACGUACAAGCGGUCACAGAGGAAGUCUUUGAUGUCAUUGAUCAGCUCAAGUACGACAUUGAUCAAGACGUUAUCUAUUCCACUUUGGUGGGGCUGCUCAUUGGAGGAAUCGGGAUGGUCGUGCUAUUGACCAUCGUUUGGAUCGAGUCACUCGUUGUCACGCGUCCACUCAAUUGGAUCCAAAAGAUUUCCUGGAGUAUCGUCAAUCACAAAGACUCCAAAGCGCGCCAGUCGUUGAGGAUUGACGAUCCCGAAGAAGUGUCCACCGACGGAUCAAAUUCGGCCGAUAAUAAAUCCGAUGACAUGAGUGUCCAAUCGGUCUCGUUUUCCUGGCUCAAGUGGACUCCUCAAACGGAAAUAUCCGAAUUGGUGAAGGAAUUCAAAAAGAUGAUUCGGGGCUUUUCGGGCGCUGGAAAGGCGUCCACGGUGGCCAAACCGACGACGCACGAAAUACGAAACCUCCUUGUUUGGCAGAGUGAUUUCCAACGCCUCUACAGCAUGGCCAAGGGGACGACGACGCCGAGUGCUGGCCAGCAGUCAGCAAGGUUCUCCAAUCUAACUCAGUUGUCGGAAGGCACGUUGAACCACAGUGUGGCCAAUCUAGACGUGGACAGCGAUUCCGACUCUGGUGACGAAGCAGCUCCACCCGCCGAAAACGAAGGGACGGCUAGUUCAAAUAAACAAGCCGAAGACGCCUCUUCGGAAGUAUCGGAUACCAACGACUGCUACCGAUCUCAAGAAAUGUCCAGGGCCACCGACCCAGACGAACCGGGAGUUUCCGCAAUUUCCGGCGAAGACUCGUCACGUGCGUCGUCUACUGAAUAUCUCUUCCGAUCCGCCAAAAGAGAGCCUGCAGGGUCACCCGAGAAGCCUUUGGCACUUCCCCAGCCUGCUCUGAAUGCGGACAAAUCUGGUACCACUGCUGCCACAACCAUAUCAUUCGUUUCACACGGCCCGCCGUCCAUCAACGGAUGGAAAAAUCAAGGACGGAAUCUGCACCCACAGCACAAGAAACAGCACGUUCACGACACGAGUGAGCCAUGCAUCCCAACCGACUCGCCGCUUUACCGAUGGAUAUUGAUUCUCUUUGUUGUCCCAAUGAUUGUGACCAACGCUAUCAUUGCCAUCACAGCGACAAGAAGAAUUGGUGUUGUACUUCCAAGAUGGAUUGAAGACGUUGAACAAGCUUCCUGGCGAAUUCAAUCAGAAAGCAUGAGCGUCUCUGCAAGGUUCGCAUCGAUUUAUGCAGAAGCCAUUUUGGCAACGCCUGUGAGAGAUCUUUUCGUAAUGAACAGAGUGGCUGGAUGGAUUUUCACGGACGCACUAGAUCUCGAAGCAGAUGGAUUCGUGGAAGUGACUUCAGGCUCGGAAGAGUGCAAGGAAUAUGAGUCGAGCUGCCCUUGGAAUUCCGGUGACAACUGGUUCAAGAAUGCUCCAUGCGAUUGUGCAUGGGAAGAACCAUCUGCAGAAGUCUGCUACGCGUUUGAUGAGGUCACGCCUCUUGAACAGAGAGGCACUCGAUGGAUGCAAAAGCUCUUCUAUUCUGGAAAGCGCCACGACGCCGACGAAAUGACGGGAACACGCGUUGCAAGUAGCUUCCCAAUGGUGGAUACAAGUGCGGCAAACACCUCGUGGUGGGAUGACCUUGCACAGUUACCGGGGGCGCACAAAGGAAGCAAGUCAUCUGGCUACGAGACUACGUACGACCGAGUACGAGGCCUCUCAGCACUCUCCAUCAUGAUUUUCCCAAUGUACAAUGCGAAGACUUCCCUGAAAUAUUCUGGCGAGCAUUACCUCUUUGGGGCCUUCUUGGGCUUUGAAGCAGACGGUAUGUUUGCGGGCUGGGACGGAUGCAAACAUUCGAGUCCAUAUUACCCCCAGUUCCAGUCCACAGAGGCGAAUCAAGCGUUUCGUUUGAACGCAUCCCUAUGCCCGGAAUCGUCGUGGGGAUACGAUGCACGGUGCCGAGGCUGGUACGUUACCGGGAAAGAGCUCGCACAGGCUGAAAAUGUGACUUCCCUCUACAUUGCGCCACCGUAUGAUUUCGCUGGAGUGCCCGUCGAACAGAAAGCCAGCAGCGUUACACAGGCUAUUGUGGACCCUCGUUCUGGCGAACACAUCGGUCAAAGUUUGGUUGACUUCCUUCACUUUGAAGUGCUGAACUUUUUGGCGCAACACGAAGAGGACUCUUUCCAUUUCGUGAUCACUCCAACAGAAGACGCCUUUGGGAGCGACACAGUAUUCGCUCACGGGCUGGGUAGUUUAAACGCAAGGGCUACAAUUGGCGACAUGGUUCUUCCAUACGAUGACGUCAACUCGACAAAUCGAAUGAGGUUUGACGAGAUUGUGGAUGACAUGAAGCAAGACAACUCUUGCUUCCAGAACUUCACCAGAACAACCAUUGAGACUGCCGAAGAUGGUACAGUGGUUGCUGGUGAGGAGAUGAUUUGGUUGGCGUAUAAUCCUGUGCAUGUCCGUGCGUUGGAUGCAGUGCAAUGCGAUGACUACGGUCGCGGGCUUCAUGUGUCUCAAUCUAUGGUCUAUGGUAUCGGAUUGGGCCGUACGAAGGAGUCCCUUGAAAGACCGUUUAUCGCGUUCAAGGAGGACGCCCAUGAGCCGUUAACUCGCAACGUUUGUGUGUAUCUUGCGAUGACAAUCCUUAUCUCGCUUUUGGCGACAUCGGUCGCUUGUCGGAUAUCCGUGGCGGUGUCGCGGCCGAUUGUAAACCUUCUCAGUGUUGUGAGGCAAAUCAAUGCCGGCAAGAUUGACGAGGAUAUUGCUCCUCUGUUCGGAGGUUCCAGAGAAGUGAACCAAGUUUACACGUCCUUUGCAAAACUCUACAAGAUCGUGCGUGUGUCAAACGGAGCCUUUUUCUCAAAAAAUCUGCACUGGGCCUGUCAUUUCGUCAGGGACGCCUUGAAGCUUUUCACAAAAAUUGAUGACAGGAAAGCCAUUGCGAUUGCAUCUGGCAAUCUGGGCAGUACACUGUUGGCAAUAAAUUGCAGUCGACCGCGGGAAGGCCGAUGUUCUUGUUUGGUUGUGGACUCAGUAUGCUGUGUCAAAGAGGCGUUUUUGCACUUUGAGAGAAGCGUCGGCAGUGGCACUGAGGAUUUUCAAACCGCGCCCGAUAUGUUCAUGAAGGUUGAAUUUGCGGAACAGCUGGCCGAUCGACUUUUCAACCGUGGCAUGUACUUCUUGCUCUCGAAGGAGGACCCUUGCGCCGGCGAUAACUUCGAGACACAAGGACUCGAAGAUUUGAUGAAGGUGCAAGCCUUGGACCUGGACGUGUUGGAGUACUGGAUUCACAACGGCAUGCUGAAGCAAAAAACCAGCAUUUUGUUUGACCGCUUGUUGCGUCGCCUGCACGGACUGUGUGUCUUGAUGGAGAAUGACAUUUCGCAGGAUAUCUGGGACCCCAAAUCGCUCGCUUACGAUUGUCACAGGUUGCUUACUGCUUCGUGGGAUCAGCCCGGAGAGCCCCUGUUUGAGGAGUUCACACAAAUUGGACGUCUGCAACAACUCGAGGGCGCGCUGAUCAAUAUGCAGCUCCAAAAGCACCAAGAAACUGACGCUGCGCGGAUUGCAAUGCGGAUGCUGGUGGAAGAUGAGUUUAUUGACGAUGGAGCCUUCCAGCAUGCUGCUGAUGCAGUGCUACAAUUCACGUCACAGGAGGUCCCAUCAGACUUAUCCUGGUCGCUGCUAUCCAAGGCUUCAGCGCAACGCGACAUUCGAGACAUGCUCAAGUCUUGCAAGCAAACAUGUGUUCGUACCCAAAAGUGCGUCUAUUUCUGUUUGGAGCUGUCCGAGGCACGGCAUCUGUCCAGCCCCGACUUGCGACAUCGUCUCUUGUCACUGUAUGAUUCGCACUGCAGAGACGAUGACUUUUUUGGGCUUGUGGCGUCCGACGGAAGGAAUCCAUUCAUGAGCGGAAACAACAUCAUCCAGCUUGACAUGGAAUGCAAGCAACAGCGACAAGGAGAGCAACGACGAGGAAUCGAAUCGGCACUGGACGCUCUAGGUCAGGAUCCCGUCUGGAAGUCGGCCCCAUCGGCUGCGAAGAUGUUGUCUUCCGCCGGCUCGGUCGAAUUCCGUUUCAAAGCACCUCCAUCCUGCAAAGCCUUGACGACCGCUCUGGAGAAGGUGGUUGCUUCGGAAGCCUCAUCAAUCUACGAUUCUUACAUUGUGUACGUGACUGAUGGCCCGAAAAGAAAUUGGGAUUGGAAGGUGCUGCAGUCUUUGAAGUCGAGGAUCGAAGAAAUUAAUGCCAAAAGAAAGGGUGACAUCCACCUGAUUCUGUUGGAUCUAGAAGAGCAACCAGAGGCAGCCCCAGAAGCGGAGCAUGGCAAGGCAACGACAGCCAGCGCAUGCCGCAGUCUCUGCAGAGUCUCAAGAGGUUCGGCAUACAUCAGGGCACCCUUGUCGGGUCUCGAAGAAGGCUUUGCGGCGCUCAAGUCAUCUUUGUCUAAUGCUUACCGUGGCACUGCGUGCAGCAACACUCUGUUGUCUAGCAUUACCAUGGAGAAGUUUUAGCGGUGGAUGGCAGCGAAUACACAGUUAAAUUGUAUUAUAGUAAAUAGUUGCAUACUAGUACUCCCAACACAUUCGUCG